AUGGGUUCUUAUUCACCAGAUGAUAUUCCACUUGAAAAGGUGCAAGCCAUUGGUAAUUAUAUGAGGCAACCGAAUAACAAACCAUACUCCAACACCUAUACUCCAGCAUACAAGAAUCAUCCAAAUCUUUCAACAGUAGAGAACCCCAAAGACCAAUGUCAAGCUGUCACUUUGAGGAACGACACUGAGUAUGAUGGGCCUACAGUGGAAGACAAGGGAAAGAAGAUAGAGGGUCAACAUGUCACUAGUCCAGCACAAGAGGAGGUUACUGAAGACCUUCCAAAGAAAAAGAAGUCGAUAUACACCGAGCCUGCAAUGAAGAUUCCUUAUCCUCAGUGGUUCCACAAGGCCAAUCUUAACAAACAAUUCUCCAAAUUUCUCGAGGUAUUUAAGAAACUCACAUUAACAUUCCCUUUGCUGAGAAAAAUGGAGGAUUAUGAAACCGUGGCUUUGACAGAAGAGUGUAUUGCAAUUAUUCAAAAGAAGCUUCUUCAAAAGUUAAGAGAUCCGGGUAGUUUCACUAUACCUUGCACCAUUGGGAAUUUUCAUUGUGAAAGGGCUUUGUGUGAUUUGGGUGCAAGCAUUAAUCUAAUGUCGUUGUCUGUAUUUAGAGUAACACAUCCCCGAUGUAUUAUUGAAGAUGUUCUUGUUAAAGUGGAUAAAUUUAUCUUUCCCGUAGAUUUUAUUGUGCAUGAUAUGGAGGAAGAUGAAGAUGUUCCAAUUAUUUUAGGGAGACCAUUUUUAGCCAACGGUUAA
This is a messenger RNA of Humulus lupulus (European hop), 756 nucleotides long. RefSeq lists its product as uncharacterized. The coding region runs from base 1 to 756 and encodes 251 amino acids. NCBI's taxonomy places the organism in Eukaryota, Viridiplantae, Streptophyta, Magnoliopsida, Rosales, Cannabaceae. The record is from RefSeq and is a predicted model, not a curated record. The transcript is spliced from 3 exons.